AUGUUACAAGCCGGAGUUAGAAACCUCAAGACCGGCAUCAGCAUUAGAGCCAUGUCUGCCUCCACACGUGCCCUCAGUGGUACCAGAAUAGAAACCGAUGCAUUUGGUGAAAUUGAAGUCCCCAACGACAAGUACUAUGGUGCCCAAACUGCCCGUUCUAAAAUGAACUUUAAGAUUGGUGGACCUGCUGCUCGCAUGCCCGCACCCAUUGUGCAUGCCUUUGGUGUAUUGAAGAAGUCCACCUCAUUGGUCAAUGAGGAAUUGGGAACCUUGGACCCCAAGUUGGCUGGUGCCAUUCAAGCAGCUGCUACUGAAGUGUCGGAAGGUAAAUUGGAUGACCAUUUCCCAUUGGUUGUUUUCCAGACCGGUUCUGGUACUCAAUCCAACAUGAACGCCAAUGAAGUCAUCUCCAACAGAGCCAUUGAGAUUUUGGGUGGAAAAUUGGGUUCCAAGAAACCUGUUCACCCUAAUGAUCACGUUAACAUGUCUCAAUCAUCCAAUGAUACCUUCCCAACUGUUAUGCACAUUGCUGCUGUAACUGAAAUCAACAACUCAUUGUUGCCCGAAUUGACUGCCUUGAGAGACUCUUUACAAAAGAAGUCUGAUGAAUUCAAGGACAUCAUUAAGAUUGGUAGAACCCAUUUACAAGAUGCUACUCCAUUGACUUUGGGUCAAGAAUUCUCUGGUUACGUUCAACAAUUGACCAAUGGUAUUGAAAGAGUCGAAAAGACUUUACCAAACUUGUUGUACUUGGCUCAAGGUGGUACUGCUGUUGGUACCGGUUUGAACACCAAGAAGGGAUUUGAUGAAAAGGUUGCUGCCACUGUUUCCAAGUUGACAGGGUUCCCCUUCAAGACUGCUCCUAAUAAGUUUGAAGCUUUGGCUGCUCAUGAUGCCAUUGUUGAAGCUUCUGGUGCUUUAAACACUUUGGCUGUCUCCUUGUAUAAGAUUGCCAACGAUAUCAGAUACUUGGGUUCUGGUCCAAGAUGUGGUUAUGGUGAAUUGUCUUUACCCGAAAAUGAACCUGGUUCUUCCAUUAUGCCUGGUAAGGUCAACCCUACUCAGAACGAAGCUGUUACCAUGUUGUGUACUCAAGUUUUCGGUAGCCAUGCUGCCAUCACUUUUGCCGGUGCUUCUGGUCAAUUUGAAUUGAACGUCUUCAAGCCAGUGAUGAUCUACAACUUGUUGAACUCCAUCAAGUUGUUGGCCGAUGGUUCUUACUCCUUCAGAGUUCAUUGUGUUGAUGGUAUUGUGGCCAACAAGGAUAAGAUCGACAAGUUAUUGCACGAAUCUUUGAUGUUGGUUACUGCCUUGAACCCUAAGAUUGGUUACGAUGCUGCUUCCAAGACUGCUAAGAAUGCUCACAAGAAGGGCUUGACCUUGAAGCAAUCUGCUUUGGAAUUGGGUGUUUUGACCGAGGCUGAAUUUGACCAAUGGGUAAGACCUGAGAACAUGAUUGGUCCUAAGGAUUAA
Messenger RNA from Lizanozyma spartinae, 1473 nucleotides. It is a transcript of the gene FUM12, whose product is annotated as Fum12p. NCBI's taxonomy places the organism in Eukaryota, Fungi, Ascomycota, Pichiomycetes, Serinales, Debaryomycetaceae. The transcript has a single exon. Bases 1 to 1473 code for a protein of 490 amino acids. Gene Ontology annotation, molecular function: fumarate hydratase activity. The record is from RefSeq and is a predicted model, not a curated record. Gene Ontology annotation, cellular component: tricarboxylic acid cycle heteromeric enzyme complex; mitochondrion. Gene Ontology annotation, biological process: malate metabolic process; fumarate metabolic process; tricarboxylic acid cycle.